Molecule: messenger RNA, 4669 nt
Organism: Vitrella brassicaformis
Lineage: Eukaryota; Vitrellaceae
Source: the annotation of a GenBank genome assembly
CACUCCCCUAUCCUCUUCCCCAGCAGCUGCUCUCUCCUCGCGGCCACUCUCCCUCCGAUCUGCAUCAGAGAUCUGCCUCGACUGACACCCUCUCUCGUCAACAGCAGCAGGAGCGAUGAACGGCGUGAAUCUUGCCCCAGCAGGCGCCAGCAGUGCCGGCGAGAGCCACAAGAAGUACCAGGUGGUGUUUGUGUCGAGUGAGGUGGGCCCGUGGAGCAAGACUGGCGGUCUGGGUGAGGUGCUGGAUGGCCUGCCCAUCGCCCUGGCAGAGCUGGGCCACCGUGUCAUGACCAUCGCGCCCCGGUACGACCAGUACAAAGACGCCUGGGACACGUCAUUCCGACAGGAGGUGGAGUUCGGCGAGACGACCACGACCGUCGGGUACUUCCACUGCUACAAGCAGAAGGUCGAUCGGGUGUUUGUGGACCACCCCAUCUUCCUCGAGCGUGUCUGGGGACUGACGAACCAGAAGUUCUACGGGCCCAAGUGGGGCGUCGACUGGGACGACAACCAGCUGCGCUUCUCGCUCUUCGCCAAGGCUGUCAUCGCUGCCAUCAAGGGACUGUCACUCGGCGGAUUCCCAUACGGUCGGUGACCGAUGGAGAGAGAGGGGAUGCAUGCGUCAGAGAGGGAGGGAGGGAGGGAGGCAGGGAGGCGGGGGAGACACAGGGUGCAGGUGUGCAUGCUUGCAUCGUCGUAUCGCCAUGUCUCCCUCCCUCCCUUGCAUGCAUGUGUUGUGUCUGUGCAGGUGAGAAUGUGAUCAUCAUUGUCAACGACUGGCACUGCGCCCUGGUGCCCAUCUACCUCGACUACUACAAGAAGCACGACAAGACCGUCGUCUGGACGAACACCAAGGUCAGUCACCACACACACACACACUCUCUCUCCCACGCUCAUUGUAUGCCUCUGUGUAUGUAUGUGCAACUGUGUGUGUGUGUGUGUGUGUGUGUGUUGGUGGCGUGCGUCCACGCAUCAGAUCGCGUUGUUGGAGCACAACAUGGUGUACCAGGGUCGGUUCCCGUACCAGCCCAACAUCGGCCAGAUGCUCAACCUACCCGACAGCUACAUCCAGGAGAUGAGGGCCUACCAGCCACUCAAGGUGAGUAAAUGACCCUUCCGUGGGGGGAUCCACCUACCUCACCACACACACUCACACGAGUCGGCUGCUCUCUCUCUCUCUCUCUCUGUGUGUGUGUGUAUCGUGUGGUCAGGUGGGCCGCCAACACCCCCGCCGCGACGUCAUCAACUGGCUCAUGGGCGGCAUCAAAUACUGCGACAAGUGAGUGGAGUUGCCUGCGCGCACACGAGGCACAACCCCCCUCACUGGUUGUGCCCGUGUGGUGUGUGUCGUGUGCAGGUUGCUCACAGUGUCGCCGACUUACGCCAAGGAGAUGAUGGAGGGUCCCAUCAAGGGCGUGGAGCUCGACCAGCUUGUCAACGCCAAGGGCGGGUACGCUGGCAUUUUGAACGGUAUCAAGGAUGCGGUGUCGCCGGACUCCGAGACCCUCGUCAAGACGGCCAAACUCCCGGGCACAUUCAACGCCGGCACACUCGAGAAGAAGGUACUCACAGCCACAGACGUACAUGUGACACCACACACCAAGACACAACAAGCAUGUGUUGUGUGGUGUCAUGUGUGAUCAGGCUGAGCACAAAGCCGCCCUGCAGAAGAAGUGCAAGCUGCCCAUCAACCCCGCCGUGCCCCUCUUCAUGUUCAUCGGACGACUCGACUUCCAGAAGGGGGUAUGUCAGUCAUGUCCCACACAACUCGCACACGGAGCACACCCCCACCCCCACCCGCCCGCCUCCUGACGUGACGUGUAUGCGGUUGUGUUGGUGUUGGUGUUGGUGUUGGUGUCUGUGGUCAGGUUGACAUCAUGUUGGACGCGUUGGAGGACGUUCUGCCGACGGAGGACUGCCAGGUGCUCGUCGUGGGUCAGGGCCGCGAGGACCUCGUCGAGCAGGUCCUCAAGAUGGCCAAGAAGUACCCAAAGAAAUUCGACGCCGAGAUGAACUUCAAGGGUAUGCAUGACGCCCCAGCCACAUAGGACGAGAGCAGCUGGCCAUCGGUGUUGUGAUGUGGUGUGUGAUGCAGGCACCGACAAGUACCUGGUGUACUCGGGUUCUGACUUCGCGUUGAUGCCGUCGCGCUACGAGCCGUGCGGCCUGGUGCAGAUGGAAGGCAUGCGGUUCGGCGUGCUGCCCCUCGUCACGCCCACUGGCGGCCUCAAGGACACCGUCGAGGACGCAGUCACAGGUAGGCACCUUACACACACUACACAGACACGGAGACGGGGAGAGGGAGAGGAGCCGAAUGAGCGUGUGAUAUCUGUGUGUCUGUCUGUUUAUGGUGGUGUGUGUGGUGUUGUGCAGGUUUUGUGAUGGAGGACGAGGUCGAGCAGGAGACGGUGGUGACUCCCGAGUCGUGCAAGAUCGUGGCCGACAGCAUCCGCCGGGCCAUCCAGAGCUACAAGAACACCUCCCAGAUCGACUCGAUGAGGAAGAACGCCAUGGCCCUCGCAAAGAAAUUCUCGUGGAAGCGGGCAGCGAAGGAGUACAUCUCGGUGAGUCAGUCAGUCAGCACAUAUACCCGCACACUGCAUGCAACCAAGCAAGCACACGACUGACUGUGUUGUGCGUGUGUGUGCUGUGUCUGCAGACUUUUGAGAGCAUGGGAGUGGUCGACGUCAUGUCGACGACGGGCAAGGGCGACGGCUCGGUGGGACCUGACCUCAUCAACUAGACUCACCCACUCUGACUGACUCACUCCCUUCCACUUCACUCACUCUGUCUCACUGGCUCGCUCACUCACUCAUGUAUGUAUGUCUCCUUGCCUUGCCUGCAUUGCUGCAUUUGCCACUGUCUGCCUGUCACUGUCUGUCUGUCUGUCUGUCUGUGCGUCUCUCCAUCUCUCUCGCUGCCUGGCUGUCCAUCUCGCUGUCUGGCUGGCUGGCUGUCAUGUGCCACAGUUUUGUGCUUACGUCGUUGAGCGAUGACCGUGCGUGCAGUGUGCUUACGUGAGUGCGUCCAUGCCAUGGGUGUCUGUGGUCUCUGGCCUCUGAUGUGUGCAAUACAUCGCAUAGCAUGGCAUGUGGAUGGACUCGAUGAGGGAAGAACCAAGUCGUUUUUUCCACACCUACUCACACACGUGCGCACACACUCAUACGGACAUGUACACACACCCACGUACAGAGACACACACGUGUGUUCACACGAUCGCAUGUAUACAUGCGUACAGUCGCUGCACGAGAACAUUCCUUCAUGGAUGUGUCUCCCUCUGUCUUGUCCCGCUCUCGCCUUGGCUGAGCAAGAUGAAACGUGGUAGGGAGGGAAAGACGUAUUCGUGGAGGAGUGAGGCUGGUCGACAGUAUGCUACGCACCUUGCAGGUAUGCACUGAUCGCAUGUGAUUCGCUCCAGUUUUGUGAAAGAAAGACAAACGGCAGAGGGUCUGCGCUGAUGCUAUUCUCUUCUGUGUGGAGGCUGCUGGCUGGCUGGUUGGGGGCGAGAGAGAGAGAGAGAGAGAGAGUCUCCUCUGUCUGUCUAUCUACUUGUGUUCAUUUAUUACAUGCCUCCAUACAUACUACUCCUACCUACCUACUGGCUUGUAAUGCCCGACUCCCUGCCUGCCUCUCUGUCUGUCUCCCGAAGGGACUGAUAUGUGUCAUACCAAUCGGUUCAUCACUCACUCACUGGCUUUAUCCAACCAGAUGCAUAGGCAGACAGAUCUCGCGAGGCAGGCCAGGCCGUGUUUCCCCUUUUCCAUUCCAUUCGACAGCCCAUGCAGCAGGCCAGGCAGCAGAUUUUCUUUCCGUGGCCUCCUCGCCAUGCCAUGUAUUAUCCUCCUUACCCUCGUGACCAAUCUACGUCUACCUGCCUUGUGCCCUGCAGGAAUUGACCACACAUUGAUGACACGGGCAUUUUUCACUUUUUGCUUAGGGAGGCUCUGCCAGGCCUGCCUAUGGAUUUUCCUCCUGUUGCUUUCCCUGAUGAAUGCUCAUGUGGAGAAUGAGAACGAAUUCGGUGGCUGGCCAUGUUUCCGCCGUCCCGCCCCUUCUCUUGAUCUACCUACCCAUCUGUGUAUCUCUUUCGCUCCCAUCUACACUCCACUAGCAUUUUUCUCUUUACGGCUGGUGCGUGGCGUGCGUCGAUGUGAUGGUUAUGAUGUGUGCUCGUGGAUGCGGGUGGUGGUGGUCUGCAUAACGAAGCGAAGAGCGUGCUAUGCUGUGUGGUAUGCACGAUGCACAGGCUGCUGGUUACUUUUCCUUCCUUCUUCACCCUGCUGACUGACUGACUGACUGACUGACGGUUGCUUUGAAUCAAUGCCUUUCAUUUCUCCCUCCCGAGACCUUCCUCACUCUGAGCUAUUUUUCUGCUCUCCUCUCCCAUGCGUAUACUUCAUGGAUGACUGCAUGCACUCGUUCCCUCCAUGUCUGUCUGUCUGUCUGUCUGUCUGGGUCUGUCUGUGUCUGGCUGACUGGCUGCUGUGUGUGUGUGUGUACGUAUAUAUGUAUUUGUGUGGAUGGGUGGGUGUCCAUAUGUCUGCCGAGUGGAUGUGUGAGUGUGUGUCUCUCCGACGACGGGUUGCAUGGCUUUCGGUCUGAGAGUGCCUGCCUAUCUGCCUGCCUGCCUGCCUGCCUGCCUGUCUGGGUGGAGAUUGAUUGAUAUGUG